Messenger RNA from Lolium rigidum, 624 nucleotides. Its product is annotated as multiprotein-bridging factor 1c-like. The coding region runs from base 17 to 478 and encodes 153 amino acids. The transcript has a single exon. Gene Ontology annotation, molecular function: DNA binding. The record is from RefSeq and is a predicted model, not a curated record. Gene Ontology annotation, cellular component: nucleus. NCBI's taxonomy places the organism in Eukaryota, Viridiplantae, Streptophyta, Magnoliopsida, Poales, Poaceae.
AGCGGAAGGGAGCGACAUGCCGACGGGCAGGAUGAGCGGCAACAUCACGCAGGACUGGGAGCCGGUGGUGCUGCGGCGGGCGAAGCCCAAAGCGGCCGACCUCAAGUCGGCCAAGGCGGUGAACCAGGCGCUGCGGUCGGGCGCGCCGGUGGAGACGGUGCGGAAGGCGGCGGCGGGCACGAACAGGAAGGCGGCGGAGGCGGCGCCAGCGCGGAAGCUGGACGAGACGACGGAGCCCGCGGCGCUGGACCGCGUGGCCGGCGAGGUGCGCGCGGUGAUCCAGCGGGCGCGCGUGGCCAAAGGGUGGAGCCAGGCGGAGCUGGCCAAGCGCAUCAGCGAGCGCGCGCAGGUGGUGCAGGAGUACGAGAGCGGCAAGGCCGUCCCCGCGCAGGCUGUGCUCGCCAAGAUGGAGCGCGCGCUCGAGGUCAAGCUCCGCGGCAAGGCCGUCGGCGCGCCCGCUCCCGCCGGAGCCAAAUGAUCGUUCCUGGUAUUUAGUGAUCUCUGAUUUGGGAGAUCAAAUCUCUAGAUUAAUGCUCUAGAGGGGUCAGUCUGUCGAUGACAUCACCACUCCACGUUUGCGGAAUAAAAAGAAUACCACAAUUUCAUUAAGAUUUAAAUAGUAAA